GUUUAUCUGGAUGCUCACGCGCGCAAGGCGGUCUUGUCGUCGUCUUCCUGUUCCACAUCAUCUUUCUUCGUUCAUCAUCCUAGACAUAUCAUUUUGAUCACUUGCGCAGUGACUUUCUCGUGGCCGCCGAGCGUUGAUGCCGCAGCUGAUAGAACGUUGGAUAUACACAUAAACCGGUCGAGGGUCAUAUGCGGAACCUCAGCUGCCUUGCGGGAUAAAUCUAUCUGCGAAUAGAUGAGAUACCAUUGAGAGGCAGUACUUAUCUCUUCUAUCCUGUGAACUUUGGGUAGAGACCCAGACAGCUUCGAUAAUGGACCAUCUCCGGCAACGCUUACGUCAAGAUCCGGCCUACGAGCCUCUACCAACAGACUCCGAAGAUGCUGCACUCAACGAUACCGAUGUCUCCUUCGAAGACCCGCCAGCAACAUCUCAACUCCUCGAGGGGGCAGUCCCUACUCAUCCCUUCUCCUGGAUCGAAUAUGCCAUCUUUCUCCUCCUCGGGAUCUCCAUGCUAUGGGCCUGGAAUAUGUUCCUCGCCGCAGCACCCUAUUUUCAAUCGCGAUUCGCCCGCCGACCCUGGCUACUCUCCAACUUCCAAGCCUUCUUCAUCAGCAUCUCGACGCUGACCAACCUGGUCUCCAUGCUGGUCCUCACGCGCAUGCAAGCCGGCGCCUCGUAUCCCCGCCGCAUUCUGAUCUCCCUGGCGCUGAACAUGGUCAUCUUCGCGGCAUUGGCGGCCUCGACGGCCUUCCCCCAUGCGGACCCGGAAGUGUAUUUCGUCUUUGUCAUGGUGACGGUGGGCGGUUCCGCGUUGGCGACAGGCUUCAGUCAGAACGGAAUCUUCGCGUAUGUGGCGGGCUUCGCGCAUCCGAGUUAUAUCCAAGCGAUCAUGGCGGGUCAGGCUGUGGCGGGUGUCUUGCCGCCUUUGGCCCAGAUCAUCUCGGUGGCGUUGGUGGAUUCCCGCAAGACUGGCCGUGCGGUGCCCGGUCUGUCACUUGGGGACGAAGGCGAUGAACCUGCCGUCGAUUGGCAUGCGGCGAUGGCGUACUUCCUCACGGCAACGGUCAUCUCCGUCGUGACGCUGCUGGCGUUCCUAUAUCUCGAGUCUCGCACACAUUCCUACCACUCCGCCACCGGCAACAACAUCAGCACCCCCGCCGCCCUCGUCACCGACGAAGAUGUCGACCCAGAAUCCUCCUCCAUCAACACCAACACCGACUCCAAAGAGAUCCCCCUCCGCCACCUCUUCAACAAGCUCUUCUGGCCCGCGCUCGCCAUCUUCCUCGUGUUCGCGGUGACCAUGGCAAUGCCCAUCUACACGCCGCGGAUCCUCUCCAUCACAUCGCCGUCCCCAGCAACCACGACCACGACCACAACCUCCCAACCCUCCCUCUUACGCCCAGGAAGUUUCAUUCCCCUCGCCUUCCUCUUCUGGAACGCCGGAGAUCUCCUCGGCCGGCUUCUCCCUACGAUUCCCGUUCUCUCACUCAUCCACCGACCGCGACUCAUCACGGCCCUCGCGGUCGCAAGACUGGGGUUCGUGGGGCUCUACUAUCUGUGCAAUCUGGACGGCAACGGAGCGGUGGUGUCCAGUGACUUGUUCUAUCUGGUCGUCGUGCAGGGCGGGUUCGGGCUGACGAACGGGUUUCUCGGCACGACGUGUUUCAUCAGUGCGAACCUCUGGGUCGAGGCCCACGAGAUGCAGGCUGCUGGGGGCUUCAUGGGUCUGGCGCUGGUGCUGGGCUUGACGGCAGGGAGUCUGGUCACGUUCGCCAUCCCCGGCGCGUGA
Dissoconium aciculare CBS 342.82 is the source of this 1789-nucleotide messenger RNA. RefSeq lists its product as uncharacterized. The transcript is spliced from 2 exons. Gene Ontology annotation, biological process: nucleoside transmembrane transport. Gene Ontology annotation, molecular function: nucleobase transmembrane transporter activity; nicotinamide riboside transmembrane transporter activity. The record is from RefSeq and is a predicted model, not a curated record. The coding region runs from base 311 to 1789 and encodes 492 amino acids. Lineage: Eukaryota; Fungi; Ascomycota; Dothideomycetes; Mycosphaerellales; Dissoconiaceae. Gene Ontology annotation, cellular component: fungal-type vacuole membrane; plasma membrane.